AUGGAAUCUGAGGAGAAGGCGGUGGCGGGCGAGGAAGUGGGCACCACGGCCGACAGCCUGCAAGCCUGCCGGGACAACGAGAGCCAGCUGUCAGACUCUGCGGGGCGGUGCCAGGGCGACCUGGAGAGGUGCGCCCGCGCCACCAGCGCCAAACGUCUGAUAGAGUGCCAGCAGUCGGAGGCCGACCUCGCCAACCAGCUAGCCGAGACUCAGAGCCACUUGGAGGAAGCGGAAGCCAGCUAUGAGGAGUGCGCCAGGCGGUUUGGGCGCUGA
Chlorella variabilis is the source of this 273-nucleotide messenger RNA. RefSeq lists its product as hypothetical. NCBI's taxonomy places the organism in Eukaryota, Viridiplantae, Chlorophyta, Trebouxiophyceae, Chlorellales, Chlorellaceae. The transcript has 3 exons. The coding region runs from base 1 to 273 and encodes 90 amino acids. The record is from RefSeq and is a predicted model, not a curated record.